Exophiala oligosperma is the source of this 5415-nucleotide messenger RNA. RefSeq lists its product as uncharacterized. The transcript has 3 exons. Gene Ontology annotation, molecular function: phosphatidylinositol-4,5-bisphosphate binding; actin filament binding. The record is from RefSeq and is a predicted model, not a curated record. Gene Ontology annotation, biological process: barbed-end actin filament capping; actin filament severing. Lineage: Eukaryota; Fungi; Ascomycota; Eurotiomycetes; Chaetothyriales; Herpotrichiellaceae. The coding region runs from base 211 to 5109 and encodes 1632 amino acids.
GUACCACUCCACACAAUCUUUAUCUGCAUGGCUCAGUCGCCUGCGCCCUUUCUCUUCCUUGACAUCCGUCCUCUGUAUUUGUUCACUCCAUGUCGUUGAGCGCCGGUCGUUCCCUAACAAACAACUCGCUCCUUUCGGCCUCCCGGGAAAUGCUUGCGCCCUACUGCUGACUGCCAAUCCUAUCUAUCUAUCCUACGCCCAGAUCCGACAAUGAGCGCGUCAAACGAUGGAUCCGAGUCCGUGGAUCAGUUCCUGGCUCGGAUCGCCAGUCUGAACUCGAAACAAGGCCAGGAGGAGGCGGAGCGUUCGAAAAGAAUGGAGGAGGAGAUGAUGCAAGCUAGAAAAGAAAGACAGGCGAGAAGAGCUGAACGUGCCCGUUCUCUGUCUCCUUCGAAAACUGGCCCCACGCCGUCUUUGCGGCUUGUGGGUGACACUGCAGCCAAAGCUGGCGCUGGUAUUGAUCCUCCAGUCGCUCUCACACCUCCGUCCAAGUCACAAACGCAUGGUCGAGCCGGGUCCAUGUCGCCCAAAGGAGGUCGCACAGCACUGUCGUCCGUGGAUCUCUCGCGGUCCCUUCCACGUCCUCCUCCUGAUAUGCAGUCGAUGCCGAGCCCACCUGCAAAUGCCACUGCUCUGUCACGGAGUGGAACAUUAUCGUGGCAACAACGGCCGUUGUCGAGAGGGACCGGCUCAUUUAGGUCAAGACCACAAUCAAUCGCGUCUCUUGCCGAUGUCAGUCCGACCCCACGACCAGAACAACCAAGACCCUCCGACGAGAUAUCGAGACAAGAUAUUGCAGCUUCUCUGGGUUCGAAAGAUCCAUCCUGGUUUCGCCAAACCGCAGACAGAGGUCUGAAUUCCGCUGCGUAUCGGAAGAAUGAUGGUGCUACUGAUGGAUCUGCUUCUUUCUCAGGCCGGAGCAUGCGACUUCCUGGGAUGUCAAGAGAGUUCAAUAACACUAACGAGCGUUCCAAGGCAGAGCCACAAUCAUCUACUCCGACUACUUCACCGCAGAAGCAGGCAUCGACACCGACGCUAGAUCAUCAUCAGACACCCGUUCUAGAGCCCUCACACUCCAGCAGACCAGCUUCCAUGGCGGCGACAUCCCCGGCUAGAUCUCCAGUACUAGACUUGCCCACCUUCAAGCCUCUGGACCUAACAAUGGGUCAAGAUUCUGACGCACCUGGAGUUGGGCGCACUCCAAGCCUGCUCUCAUCGGCAGCGCGCCCAGCCUCUCCCACGAAGGGCUUGGGGGGCUUUGUCCAAAGCGCAAUGAUGAAGAGAUCCGACAGUGUCAGUAAGAGAUGGAGUGUUCAGGCCAAUGCUGGCUUGAAACGUGGAGAUUCUAUUGCUAGCGCCCAACCCGGCAAUCUGUCCAGCUUCAGCCCCGGCCACAGUCGGAAUUCCUCCAAGGAUGCAAGGGCUUUAGUAGAGGGCAACUCUUCACCACUGUCAAGUUCAAGACCCGUUUCAAGCCAUGGGUUGGAUUCUGUGGCUCCUGCAAGGGGACGACCGCUCACACAAUCCGAUAGCAAAGAAGUUGAAUCACACUCUCCGUUUUCCAAACCCGUGGAGCCAUCGGAACCAACUUCUCAGCGCUUCAAAGAGCGACCGACCACUCCGCCACCACCCGAAUCACCACUGGGCCGAAGCCCUUCCAAAACUAUGGAUCCUCGCCGCUGGAGUCCAACAAAGGCGAGCUGGCUGGAGAGUGCCUUGAACAAACCCGAUUCUCCACGAUUCACGCCUGCUAAACCUGAAAUACCAGCGUGGAAGCUGAACAUGCAGCGCUCAAAGCUGGAGCAGCAAUCUCAGACAUCGGAGGGGCCUUCGCAAAUUGGACCAAAGCCUAAGGCUACAGCUGAUCAACUACAGUCGGCAUCUUUGGGGCCAGCAUCACCACUUAGAGGUACUAUCAGAGAAAAAGCAGCUCCCAACUCAACACCGCGGAGUGAAAGCUUAGACAAAAGCCUAGAAAUAGCGCAGAAUACCUCCGACAAGCCAGGUCCCGUAUUGUCAACAGAAGCCGAUGCCGAGAGAAAGGCUGCGAAGCCUGUUGUUCCGUUGAAAAGAAAUGUCACACCUGUGUCGGCAAAGACAUACUCUGUUGAAGGAAAAAAGGAUGCCCCACUGAGCCAGGCUCAGACGGAGACAUCAGAGAGCAAAGAAGACAAUAAUGUGGCUGAGAAGAUUGAGCAUAAACCUAGCACCAGACCGCUUCCCCCAAACCCCAAACCGCAGACUCCUCCCAAAACGGAUUUCCGAAGCACCUUGAAGUCACGGGGAGCGACUCCAGGAGGCGGUAACGAUGCCGAGCCUGAGUUCAAGGCAGUCUUUGGCAAACUAAAGCGAACUCAAACUCAGAAUUAUGUUGCCCCUGACGUCCUCAAGGAUAACAUUGCUAGAGGGAAAGCUGCACUAAACACUACUGGGGGCCCACAAAAGACGAAGCGUGUCGAUGUUUUUAAAGAAAGUAUUCUUCAGAAAAAGGAAGCAAUGAAGGCAGGUGGAGGUUCGGCUGGGAAGCGGCCCGUGUCGGGCCCUUCGAUAGACGAUCCCACAGACUCAGUACCAGAAGCACUGGCGAGACGAAAAACCUUGCAUCGGACGGCCGCUUCUAUGGAAAAAGUCGACGCCACAAAAGCAUCUGAUUCUCCUGACUGGGCAACGUCAGUGGCUCCCACACCUGAAAAGGGCCCUAAGAAACCCCCAACGCUGAAGAACAAGAUGUCUGUAUCUUCUCACAUCACGAGCGAGAUGCCAUCGAAGCUCAAAGAUACUUCAUUCGAGCAAGACAAAUCAGAACACAUAAAACCGAUGCCUGUCACGGAAGCCUCAAUUUCAACUCCUAAACGGGUGCAAGCACCGACCAUAGGCGCCAAAAAGCCUGCAGAGGCUUUCAAUGCUGCGCCGGCUCCUUCAGACACAGCCAAGGUGCCAGAAAAUAGCAAAAUUGCUGCACGAUUGAAUCCUGCACUCGCUGGCCUUCUGUCUCGUAGCGGAAGCCCAAGACUGCCAGGAGAGCAAGCAUCCCAAAACAGCAGCAAUUACCAAGUGUCGUCGGGCGAACGAGAAUCGAGCCCAGGCGCAUCAAACAAUGCCCAGGAGUUGACGCAUAUGACCAAAGGUCGAGCAAAAGGCCCAAAGAGAAGAGUUCCAAAGUCUGGUCUGCCAUCCAAAGAAGCCACAUCCUUGAGGAAAGAAGAGAUCGCAGAGCGCUCGAAUACAUUGGCCUCCAGUGGUUCUUCUGCAACAGGGGCUGAACUGAAGCCCGCCGCUCUGUCCUCAUCGCGGUCCCUGGGCCUAAAACCUCUAUCAACACAACCACAGUCCAAGGAUGAGUCUCCAGAGAUUCCUUCAGAUGAAGCGAAGGCAGCAGUUCCAGAAGUGUUGCAAAAGCCUGCUCCUCCAGAAGCAAAGCCCAGAAUCUUUCAUCAACUUGACGGCGCUUUCUCCAAUGCUCGUUCUCCGGCGCCAGACUCGACGUCAAAACCUCGACCUGCCGUGGCAAACAAAUCUGCAGAAGUUCGGAAGGUGUCACAGCCGGCCACGCCUAAAAAGUUUGACGUUCUCAACGAUCGUUCUCAGGCUGUAACGUCGCCUCCUGUGUCCAGCGGAGACAGGACGAGCCCCCCAAGUUCUGCACGACCUUCGGCCAUGCCAUUGACCCCAAGCAAAUCAAAGUUGAACACACCAAAGGCCGCCAAAAUUCCUACAGGAGGUCCGAUCAAACCUGCCAUUACAACUCCUGCUUCCAGGAGCCAUGGACUUGGGGUACAGUUGGGCGCGUCCACCCAGCAAGUGGUUGGCACACCAGAGCUUACGCCGCCACCUGAGGCAGAAGUCGCUUCUGCUCGAAUGCUUACUUCCUCUCGCAAGACACCAUCACCGUCAAAGCCAUCGCCCAUAGUCAAGCCUCGGCUCCAAAAAUUCUUCGGCGAUUUACCUUCGGCGAGGGACCGGGCAGACUUCAAUACGGAAGCUUUCUUGUCCUCACAAUACACCAAUGCUGAGAAACCGAGGACCAUUUCAAAUCAGAUCUGGGAAGUAACAGGCGAUGGUAAGAGAAGCCCAAUGCCACCUCAACAGGAGCAUAUUCUAUUUGAAGACUGCAUGUAUUUGUUGGUGCAUUGCAUGCAGUCUGCCAAUGGCCAUAAAGCAAAUGAAGUCUAUCUCUGGUGCGGAGAUGAAGUCCCGGAAGCCAGCGUUGAAGAUGCCCAAUUGUUCUGUCGAAAGGUUGCGCGUGACAACAGUGCUAAGUUGCAGGUUGUGAAACAGGGCAAAGAGAGCUCGGAGUUCUUCCAAGCAUUGGGUGGGAUUGUCAUCAUCCGCAGGAACAAGACUUCGGCCCUGUAUAUGCUGUGCGGUAGGCCACAUCUUGGGCACGUCGCCUUUGAUGAGGUAGACCUUGUGACAUCCAGCCUAUGCUCGGGAUUUCCUUUCCUCAUUUCUGCUAGAUUUGGGAAACUGUAUCUUUGGAAAGGUCUUGGUUCGAAUCAACAAGACGUUGGAUGCGCAAGACUUAUCGGCAUGGACUUGGGCCUUACCGGCGAGAUUGAGGAGGUUGAAGAAGGGCAAGAACCUUCCGGCUUCUGGGAUGCGUUCCCGACCAAGUCUCCAAGACGGACGAGCUCAACGGGACGUACUGGAGCCACCCAAGUAAACACCCAUUUACCCAAACUCUAUCGAGUUGAGCACGAUAGACCAAAGUCGUCAGGAGGCUUUUGGGGUCUCCGUCCGGCUUCGCCUCCAAAGCAGUCCAACUUGGCAGUCCUGGAAGAAAUUGUCCCAUUUACGCAGCAAGAUCUAGACUCCAGUCAUAUACACCUGCUCGACAUGUAUCAGGAGCUUUAUGUGCUCGUUGGUGAUUCAGCCAAAAAGCCCGCAGAAUUUGUGACUGCUGUCCAGGUCGCACAAGAGAUGGCCGUUCUCGCGCCAUCGAUCCAAGACCGGCCCCUCUUACCUGCCUGCUAUGUGAUCAUGGGUGAUCCUCCUGAAAACGUCAAGAACAUCUUCCGAAAGUGGCGAGCGGCUAGAACGGUGGACCCAGGCGAAUCUAUGUGUGUACCUGUAGCAGAUGUACUGCAAGACCUUGGCAUUACACUGUAAUAUUCUCUACAUAUUCUGUUGAGGGCAUGAACGAAUACGAUGUCCUCUAAAAGCAUCGUUCUCGCUUUACUUCUUUUCAGCGACCAUUUGGGUACGCACAUGUUUGCACACUUUACACGAUGGAUGAACAGAUCACGGAGGCAAUUUGUCGGGAUGAGGCGAAACAUGGAUGGAGUUGAAUUGCAUGAUACGAUUAAAAGACACCACGCAGCCGCGUAACGGACUUGACGUUGGUCUCGAUCUCCAGAUGAAAUCCUACUAGACUCAUACGCGCAAGCAUUUGCUGUAAUCAAGAUAUCAUUGCGG